CACAUGUCUACACACUUCGGAAUAUAGAUUUUGGUGCGGCGUCUGGCCUGAGUUUGGAAAACAUUAGGGAAGGACUGCCUUCAAACUAUUAUGGACACAAUCUGUUAACAUAUGUACACAUUUCCAUGUGACACGGUAGAGAAGUGCAUAGAGUAUUUAUAAGAACCGGCUUUUAUAACGCUAUCAGCGGACUCGAGCAAGUAUGGAAAUCGAUGAGAAUUCAUUGUUUGCGGAGAUUCACCCCCAUCAUCAUGAAGUAGGAAUAGCCAAACGACUGAAACUUUUUUGAUCAGUGCUCGGAGUGUUUUUAUUCUUUAUAUUUUAAAUUAAUACAUUUAAAUAAAUACAAAUAAAAAUCGGUGUGUUUUUAAUCAAAGAGGAAAAAAUAUCAAGCUAGAACCUGUGAGAAAAGAAGCUGUCCCAUGUAACGUUAUCGUUUAAGUUUGUUUUUAGCUAGUUUUAGAGAUUUUUUGUAGUCCUAGUUUUUGUACAGAUAAUAAAUCAUCAAUUGGAUGUAUAGAAGGCGCACGAUAUAACUUUUGAAGCCAUGUCUGAGAGAAAAUUGUAAGCGGUUUUAACACGUUUUACGAAGUUAUCUAGGCUACUCCACCAAAGAUGAGGUCUUCUUUGGCUCCCGGCAUUAGACUUAUCACGUCCUUCUCAAGAGAGAGCUGGUACCGAGGUUUCACCCUCUUCCUCACCUUCCUCUUCUAUACCAGCUACCAUCUCUCCCGGAAACCCAUCAGCAUCGUCAAGAGUCAGCUGCACAGAAAUUGUUCCAGCCUCAUUCGGCCGCCAAACCUCAAUGGAACUGACAAUGAAACCUGGUGUGACUGGGCACCCUUUGACCAGGAGAACUACCAGACACUGUUUGGAGCCGUCGACAACUCCUUCCUGGUUGCUUAUGCCAUUGGCAUGUUUUUCAGUGGGAUAUUUGGAGAGCGCGUGCCCCUGCGCUACUACCUGACCAUUGGGAUGCUUCUCAGUGGUCUCUUCACGUGUCUGUUUGGCCUCGGCUUCUACUGGAACAUCCACUCGAUAUGGUACUACGCCUUUGUCCAGGCAAUGAAUGGACUGGUGCAGACGACGGGCUGGCCUGCAGUGGUGGCCUGCGUUGGGAACUGGUUCGGAAAGGGGAAACGAGGGUUCAUCAUGGGUGUCUGGAACUCCCACACCUCGGUAGGCAACAUCCUGGGCUCGCUCAUCGCUGGCGUCUUUGUAUCCUCGGCCUGGGGCAUGUCCUUCAUCGUGCCUGGCAUCAUCAUCGCCUCCACGGGCGUUCUCUGCUUCUUCUUCCUGGUGGAGAAACCAGAAGAUGUCGGCUGCAGCCCUCCGCAGCACCAUAACUCAUCCAGUAAUGAGGAGAUCUUCAGCAGUCCUGGUCAGUCCAACUCUAUCUCCUCUGAGCCGGCAGAGGAGCACACCAAGGCCAUCAGCUUCUGUGGGGCCCUCAGGAUACCUGGCGUGAUGGAGUUCUCCCUCUGUCUGCUGUUCGCUAAGCUGGUUAGCUACACCUUCCUCUACUGGCUUCCUCUCUACAUUGCUAAUGUUGCCCAUUUUGACCCCAAGGAAGCUGGGGACAUGUCAACACUAUUUGAUGUAGGAGGAAUUGUUGGGGGCAUCGUGGCUGGACUGGUGUCGGACCAAACUGGGGGCAGAGCCUCUACUUGCUGUGUCAUGUUAAUCCUGGCUGCCCCUAUGUUGUUCCUGUACAACCACUUUGGACAGCAUAGCCUAGCAACCACAAUCGGGAUGCUGUUGGUGUGCGGAGCCCUGGUGAACGGCCCCUACGCCCUCAUCACCACCGCCGUGUCUGCUGACCUGGGGACGCAUGAGAGCCUGAAAGGAAACUCUAGAGCCUUGUCAACGGUCACUGCCAUUAUUGACGGCACGGGGUCAAUAGGUGCCGCCCUAGGUCCUCUGUUAGCAGGGCUGAUCUCUCCGACGGGAUGGAACAAUGUCUUCUUCAUGCUGAUCACUGCCGAUAUCCUCGCCUGUUUGCUGCUGUCCAGGCUGGUGUAUAAGGAGGUGAGGGGCUGGUGUGGACACAGCCCCAGACAAAGAGGGUUCAAAGAAAUCUGAGUGGCCGUCUGGGACAAGAGACCGUAUCACACCUGCGAGGAAGGACGCAG
Molecule: messenger RNA, 2132 nt
Organism: Coregonus clupeaformis (lake whitefish)
Lineage: Eukaryota; Metazoa; Chordata; Actinopteri; Salmoniformes; Salmonidae
Product: glucose-6-phosphate exchanger SLC37A2-like
Exons: 18
Coding region: 616-2082 (488 amino acids)
Biological process (GO): phosphate ion transmembrane transport; glucose-6-phosphate transport
Cellular component (GO): endoplasmic reticulum membrane
Molecular function (GO): glucose 6-phosphate:phosphate antiporter activity
Source: RefSeq, a predicted model, not a curated record